UAUAUAUAUAUAUAUAUAGUGGAGGUGGGGGCGAGGAGAUGAGUUCCUUUACAACACAAACACUGACGGGAAGUGGGCCGGAAUGUUGUCGAGGCUGCGCUGCGAGAGGAAUAUCCGGUUCUGGGUACAUGGAGGAGGCGGUCUCCUAGUUGCUGUUGAAUUGGAAACAUUCACAGGUUCAUCUCAGAUGGCAUCUCGGUUGUCCAAUUCCUACCCGAUGGAAGUCAGAUGGAACAGGAAAGAAGGUGGAGGUGCAACUUAACAUUUUGAAAAAGGAGAGAACUGUUCCACAUCCAUGAACUCUCCUAUCUAAAGGCUGAGAGCCAGGCACCCAGAACUGAUCAUGAACCUUGUGGUGGCCAAACUCCUGUGUAUAAUUGGAGUGUUUCUCCUGAUGAUGUUAGGCUCUCUGUUACCAGUUCGGUUGACUCAGGGAGAUCGUGCCAAAGUGCACAGGUCCAGGAAACUGCUCUUACUGAGCAACUCAUUUGGCUGUGGAAUAUUUUUAGCUAUCUGCUUCAACACUCUGCUGCCAGGAGUAAGAGAAAAGGUUGAAGAGGUUUUUAAACUUGGAAGCAUGUGGACUGACUAUCCACUGGGUGAGACGACCAUGCUGGUGGGGUUUUUCCUCACUGUCCUUAUCGAGCAGAUGAUUCUAACGUUUAGGAAAGAGAAACCAUCUUUCAUUGCCUUGGAGACGUUCAACGCAGGGUCUGAUGGUGGCAGUGACUCUGAGUGCGAGAGUUCCCUUAUCUCCUUGGGCCAAGGCCAGGGUGAGGGGGAGUAUGAUCGCCGGCGUCCGGCUCGCGGGCCUGGCUUGACCCACUCUGAGAUCUCCUGCACCACCACUUUCCGUUUAGUCUGCCUGGCAUUGGCCUUGUCCACUCACUCCAUGCUUGAGGGGCUGACUUUGGGGCUACAGGAGCAAGGAGCCAAAGUGCUGAACCUGUUUAUCAGCGUGGCUAUCCAUGAGGUGCUUGCCGCUACAUCCCUGGGACUGAGUGUUGCAAAAAGAGCCUUGCCAAUGACUUGUGCCCUGAAACUGGCCUGGACUGUCAGCCUGAUGAUGCCAAUAGGAGUUGGCAUUGGGAUGGGCAUUCACAGUGCCCAGAACAUCGGCGGCAGCAUUGCAUCACUCCUACUGCAAAGUCUUUCAGCGGGGGCCUUCCUGUUUGUUACGUUCUUUGAAAUUCUGGGCAAAGAGUUGGAGGAGAAACAUGACCGACUUCUGAAAGUGCUCUUUCUGAUCCUGGGAUACGGAAUGAUGGCAGGCCUCGCCUUUUUCAAGUGAUGACUCUUUACCUUAAGAUGCUGAGCGAUCAGUCUCCACGUUACAUGGCGUUUCCUCUUUCUGGUUAGGUUGUGAAUCCAUGACUUUUAUUUCCCAAAGUAUUGCUAUUUUGUGUAAUGAAAUGUUGAGCAGGUUUGUUGUGUAUCACAAGUUGUAAUAGCUGCUGGGCUGGGUGUUAGCUGCUUGUAUCUGCGUGUACAGAAUUUAAGUUAUUUCUGGGUUUGUGAAACUUUGGCACUGAAUCCUUGUGUGAUAGCUGUCUUCCAAAAUGAUAUAUUUUUUAAAAAAACAUGAUCCU
Messenger RNA from Callorhinchus milii (elephant shark), 1589 nucleotides. Its product is annotated as solute carrier family 39 member 1. The transcript is spliced from 3 exons. Gene Ontology annotation, cellular component: plasma membrane. The record is from RefSeq and is a predicted model, not a curated record. Gene Ontology annotation, biological process: zinc ion transmembrane transport. NCBI's taxonomy places the organism in Eukaryota, Metazoa, Chordata, Chondrichthyes, Chimaeriformes, Callorhinchidae. Bases 344 to 1291 code for a protein of 315 amino acids. Gene Ontology annotation, molecular function: zinc ion transmembrane transporter activity.